AUGGAGUUCGCCGCGUACCUCAACUACACCCGUGGUCUGCACUUUGAGGACAAACCGGACUACAGUUAUUUGAAGCGGAACUUCCGACAACUGUUUGUAUCUCAGGAGUAUUUGCUGGAUUAUGUGUUUGAUUGGACACUAAGGAAAGAAGAAUCUAGUCUGAAGGAGGAGUUUACCGCUCAUCAAAGGGAGAAAAAUGCUUUGGAUGAUGUGUAA
This is a messenger RNA of Trypanosoma grayi, 216 nucleotides long. Its product is annotated as casein kinase. The transcript has a single exon. NCBI's taxonomy places the organism in Eukaryota, Euglenozoa, Kinetoplastea, Trypanosomatida, Trypanosomatidae. The coding region runs from base 1 to 216 and encodes 71 amino acids. The record is from RefSeq and is a predicted model, not a curated record.